Molecule: messenger RNA, 3108 nt
Organism: Miniopterus natalensis
Lineage: Eukaryota; Metazoa; Chordata; Mammalia; Chiroptera; Miniopteridae
Gene: NLRP3
Product: NLR family pyrin domain containing 3
Biological process (GO): negative regulation of acute inflammatory response; inflammatory response; negative regulation of non-canonical NF-kappaB signal transduction
Cellular component (GO): NLRP3 inflammasome complex; cytoplasm
Molecular function (GO): DNA-binding transcription factor binding; sequence-specific DNA binding
Source: RefSeq, a predicted model, not a curated record
AUGACAAGUGUCCGCUGCAAGCUGGCCUACUACCUGGAGGACCUGGAGGACAUGGACUUGAAGAAGUUCAAGAUGCACUUAGAAGACUAUCCUCCUCAGAAGGGCUGUAUUGCACUCCCUCGGGGCCAAACAGAGAAAGCAGAUCCUGUGGAUCUAGCUACCCUUAUGAUUGACUUCAACGGGGAGGAGAAGGCAUGGGCCAUGGCAGUCUGGAUUUUUGCUGCAAUCAACAGGAGAGACCUUUAUGAGAAAGCCAAGAGGAAUGAGCCAGAGUGGGAGAAUGCACAUGUUUCUGUGGUAUGCCGGGAAGAAAGCCUCGAAGAAGAGUGGAUGGGUUUAUUGGGGUACCUUUCCAGAAUCUCUAUUUGUAGAAAAAAGAAAGAUUACUGUAAGAAAUACAGAAAUCACGUAAGAAGCAGAUUUCAGUGUAUCAAAGACAGGAAUGCUCGUCUGGGUGAGAGCGUGAACCUCAACAAACGCUAUACCAGGCUGCGUCUUGUCAAAGAACAUCAGAGCCAGCAGGAGAGGGAGCACGAACUCCUGGCCAUUGGUAGGACCUUGGCCAACCAGCAAGAUGGCCCUAUGAGUUCCAUAAACUUGGAAUUGCUGUUUGAUCCUGAGGACCAACACAGUGAGCCUGUGCAUACGGUGGUGGUCCAGGGAUUGGCAGGCAUUGGGAAAACAAUACUGGCCAGGAAGAUCAUGUUGGACUGGGCAUCAGAGAAACUUUACCAGGACAAGUUUGACUAUUUGUUCUACAUCCACUGUCGGGAGGUGAGCCUGGGGACACGGAGGAGCCUGCGGGACCUGAUGGUCAGCUGCUGCCCUAACCCAAACCCACCCAUAGACAAGAUUGUGAAGAAGCCUUCCAGGAUCCUCUUCCUCAUGGAUGGCUUUGAUGAGCUGCAAGGAACCUUUGAUGAGCAGACAGAGGAGCUGUGCACAGACUGGCAGAAGGUGGAGCGGGGAGACAUUCUCCUGAGCAGCCUCAUCAGAAAGAGGCUGCUUCCUGAGGCCUCACUGAUCAUCACCACGAGGCCUGUGGCCCUGGAGAAACUACACCACUUGCUGGACCGUCCGCGGCACCUGGAGAUCCUGGGUUUCUCAGAGGCCAAGAAGAAGGAGUAUUUCUUUAAGUAUUUCUCAGAUGAGCAGCAAGCCCAGGAAGCCUUCAGGUUGAUUCAGGAGAACGAGGUCCUCUUCACUAUGUGCUUUAUCCCCCUGGUCUGCUGGAUCGUGUGCACUGGGCUGAAGCAGCAGAUGGACAGUGGCAAGAGCCUUGCUCAGACCUCUAAGACCACCACUGCUGUGUACAUCUUCUUCCUCUCCAGUUUGUUGCAGUCUCGAGUAGGGAACCAGAAGCAUCAUGUUUCUGCCAACCUUCGGGGUCUCUGCUCAUUGGCCACAGAUGGAAUCUGGAACCAGAAAAUCCUGUUUGAGGAGAGUGACCUCAGGAACCAUGGCCUGCAGAAGGCGGAUAUGUCUGCUUUCCUGAGGGUGAACCUAUUCAAAAAGGAAGUGGAAUGUGAGAAAUUCUACAGCUUCAUCCACAUGACUUUCCAGGAGUUCUUUGCUGCCAUGUACUACUUGCUGGAAGAGGAGGAACAGCAGGUGCCAAAGAACAUGCUACAGAGUCGUUCGGAGCUCCCCAGCCGAGACGUGACAGUUCUUCUUGAAAACUAUGGAAAAUUUGAAAAGGGGUAUCUGAUUUUUGUUGUCCGUUUCCUCUUUGGCCUUAUCAACCAGGAGAGGACUUCCUACUUGGAGAAAAAACUGAGUUGUAAGAUCUCUCAGCAAAUCAGGCUGGAGCUGCUGAAGUGGAUCGAAGCAAAAGCCAAGGCCAAUACCCUGCAGAUGCAGCCCAGCCAGCUGGAGCUGUUCUACUGCUUGUAUGAGAUGCAGGAGGAGGGCUUUGUGCAAAGGGCCAUGGACUACUUCCCCAAAAUUCAGAUCAAUCUCUCCACCAGGAUGGACCAUGUGGUUUCCUCUUUCUGUAUCAAGAACUGCCACAAUGUGCAGUCCCUUUCCCUGAGGCUGCUCCACAACUCCCCUAAGGAGGAAGAAGAGGAGGAGGAGGAGGAGGAGGGAGCCCCACACUCCCACGUGGACCAGGGUGUUGUCCCAGGUCCUCACACGGCCUCUUCUCAUCGGUUGGUGAACUACUAUCUCACAUCCAGCAUCUGCCGGAGCCUCUUCUCUGUCCUGGGUACUAACCGGAACCUCACUGAAUUGAACCUCAGUGACAAUCCUCUGGGGGAUGAAGGGAUGAAGGUGUUAUGUGAAGUGCUCCAGAAUCCUGGAUGUAACGUUCAAAGAUUGUGGUUGAGGCGGUGUUGCCUUUCCCAUCAGUGCUGCUUCCACAUCUCCUCUGUCCUGAGCAGCUCCCAUAUGCUGGUGGAACUGGAUCUGAGCCACAACGCUCUGGCAGACUGUGGAGUCAAACUCAUGUGUGUGGGAAUGAGGCAUGCAUUCUGCAGUCUAAAGAAGCUGUGGUUGGUCAACUGCUGUCUCACACUGGCAUGUUGUGCGGAUAUUGCAUCUGUCCUGAGCACCAGCCAGUCCCUGACCAGACUCUACUUGGGAGAAAAUGCCCUGGGAGACUCAGGAGUUGGAAUUUUAUGUGAAAAAGCAAAGCAUCCACGAUGUAAGCUGCAGAAACUGGGGUUGGUGAAGUCGGGCCUUACAUCAGAUUGUUGUCCAGCUCUGUCCUCAGUGCUCAGUGGCAACCAGAAUCUCACGCACCUUUUCCUACGGGGCAAUGCUCUUGGAGACAUGGGGGUGAAGCUACUGUGUAAGGGACUCUUGCACCCCAACUGCAAGCUUCAGAUGUUGGAACUAGACAAUUGCAGCCUCUCCUCACACUGCUGCUGGGAUCUUUCCACACUUCUGACCUCCAACCAGAGCCUGCGACAGCUGAACCUGGGCAACAACGACCUGGGAGAUCUGGGAGUCAUGCUGUUCUGCGAAGUGCUGAAACAACAGGGCUGCCUCCUAAAAAGGCUUCAGUUAUGUAAAAUGUAUUUUAAUUAUGAUACAAUCUGUGCAUUAGAAGCACUUCAAGAAGAAAAGCCCGAGUUGACCAUUGUCUUUGAGCCGUCUCAGCAGUGA